ACUGCUGCAGUGGCCAUGGGGGCCCUGACCAGCCGGCAGCACGCGGGCGUGGAGGAGGUGGACAUCCCAUCCAAUUCCGUGUACCGCUAUCCGCCCAAGUCCGGGAGCUAUUUUGCCAGCCACUUCAUUAUGGGAGGAGAGAAGUUUGACUCAAGUCAUCCUGAAGGUUAUCUGUUUGGAGAGAACAGCGACCUGAACUUCCUAGGAAACCGACCAGUACCGUUUCCUUACGCCGCCCCACCUCCCCAAGAACCGGUGAAGACUCUGAGGAGCCUCGUCAACAUCCGAAAGGACACUCUGAGACUAGUCAAAUGCGCUGAGGAGGUAAAGAGCCCUGGCGAAGAGGCCAGCAAGGCCAAAGUCCACUACAAUGUGGAGUUCACCUUUGACACAGAUGCUCGAGUGGCCAUCACCAUCUACUACCAAGCCACAGAAGAGUUCCAGAAUGGCAUUGCCAGCUACAUCCCAAAAGACAACAGCCUGCAGUCAGAGACUGUGCAUUACAAACGAGGGGUAUGCCAGCAGUUCUGCCUGCCCUCGCACACUGUGGACCCUUCGGAAUGGGCUGAAGAGGAGCUUGGCUUCGAUCUGGACCGUGAGAUUUACCCCUUGGUGGUGCACGCUGUUGUGGACGAAGGCGAUGAGUAUUUCGGUCACUGCCAUGUACUGCUAGGCACUUUUGAAAAGCACGCAGACGGGACUUUCUGCGUCAAACCGCUCAAACAGAAACAAGUAGUAGACGGGGUCAGCUACCUCCUCCAGGAGAUCUAUGGAAUUGAAAACAAGUACAACACCCAAGAGUCCAAGGUGGCUGAGGAUGAAGUGAGUGACAACAGUGCCGAGUGUGUGGUGUGUCUCUCAGAUGUCCGGGACACCUUGAUCCUGCCCUGCCGUCACCUCUGCCUCUGUAACACCUGUGCAGACACCCUGCGCUACCAGGCCAACAACUGCCCCAUCUGCCGGCUCCCUUUCCGGGCACUGCUCCAGAUCCGAGCUAUGAGGAAAAAACUGGGCCCCUUGUCCCCAGGAAGCUUUAACCCCAUCAUCUCAUCGCAAACGUCCGACUCUGAAGAACAUUCCUCCUCAGAGAACGUUCCACCAGGCUACGAAGUGGUAUCUCUUCUGGAGGCCCUCAACGGGCCCCUCACACCAUCUCCAGCAGUCCCUCCACUUCACGUGCUUGGAGAUGGCCACCUCUCAGGAAUGCUGCCUUCCUACGGCAGUGAUGGCCACCUGCCCCCUGUCAGAACACUCUCCCCCCUGGACCGCCUGUCAGACUGCACCAACCAAGGACUCAAACUCAAAAACAGUCUCUCCAAGUCCAUUUCCCAGAAUUCUUCUGUGUUACAUGAGGAGGAUGACGAGCAUUCCUGUAGCGAGUCUGAGACACACCUCUCUCAGAGACCGUCCGUACAGCAUCUAGAAGAGGAAUGUGGCGUGACUCCAGAAAGUGAGAACUUGACCUUGUCGUCAUCGGGAGCUAUUGACCAGUCGUCUUGCACAGGGACCCCUUUCUCAUCCACCAUUUCCUCCCCAGAAGACCCUGCCAGCAGCAGCCUGGCCCAGUCGGUCAUGUCCAUGGCGUCUUCGCAGAGCCAGCACUCCCAGAUCAGCACGGACACUGUCUCCUCCAUGUCCGGCUCCUAUAUCGCCCCAGGCCCUGAAGAAGAGGGUGAGGCGCUCCCUUCCCCGCAGGUUGCCAGCAGGGCCCCAUCAGAGGAAGGAGAGGUGAUGCCACCGGAGUCUCCAGAUGUCAACUUUGUUGGCCUCCCAGCCGAGGAACAGGAUGCAGAGGGAAAUGAUGUUGUAGAGGAAGAAGAUGGAUCCCCCACGCAAGAAGAGGGCCAGAGGACAAGCGCAUUUCUAGGUACGGAGUGUGACAAUAACAAUGACUUUGACAUCGCAAGCGUGAAAGCACUGGACAAUAAGCUCUGCUCUGAGGUCCGCUUACCCGGCACCUGGCAGGCUGAUGACAAUGCUGUGGGUCGGAGGAACACUCAGCACCAGAGCUUAUCAUCACCCAGCAGCCUGGAGGACCCCGAGGACAGGCCCUGUGUGUGGGGUCCACUCGCUGUCUGA
Molecule: messenger RNA, 2079 nt
Organism: Chrysochloris asiatica (Cape golden mole)
Lineage: Eukaryota; Metazoa; Chordata; Mammalia; Afrosoricida; Chrysochloridae
Gene: RNF157
Product: ring finger protein 157
Exons: 19
Coding region: 16-2079 (687 amino acids)
Biological process (GO): protein ubiquitination
Cellular component (GO): cytoplasm
Molecular function (GO): ubiquitin protein ligase activity
Source: RefSeq, a predicted model, not a curated record